GCCAUAACAGAAAGCACCCCACAUUAAAAAAAAAAACCCAGAAAUUAGUGGAAAAACUCACGUAGAAGCAAAACAAAAACCAUGCACAGUGACGCUCACCACUGAAUGCAAAAACCCUCAGUCCAAAAACUAAACACCUCCAACAUCUCCUCCACUUCCACCACCCACCACCUAGCACGAGGAUGACGCCAUGACAAACUCCACGGCCCAACCGGACCAGCACCAGCCUCCGCAACCAGAACAGCCACCAAGACCCCCACAAGUUAUCCGGAAACUUAUCGUGGAAGUUGUGGAGGCCCGCGACCUCCUCCCGAAAGAUGGCCAGGGCAGUUCAAGCCCAUAUGUCGUCGUGGAUUUCGACGGCCAAAAGAAAAGAACUUCCACUGUCCACAAGAACCUCAACCCUUCUUGGAACGAGACCCUCGAGUUCGUCGUCUCUGAUCCUUCCACCAUGGAAUACGAAGAGCUCGAGAUUGAGGUUUACAACGACAAGAAGCUCAGCAGCGGGAAUGCAAGAAAAAACCAUUUCCUCGGCCGAGUUAAAAUUUACGGCAGUCAGUUUUCUAAGAGAGGUGAAGAAGGGAUAAUUUAUUUUGCACUUGAGAAAAAAAGUGUGUUCAGUUGGAUUAGGGGUGAGUUGGGGCUGAAGAUUUAUUACUAUGAUGAGCUAGAGGCCCCGCCUGAGCCACCACCUCAGGAGGAGCCCCCGCCGCCGGCCCCGGCGCAGACGGCGGAGGAAGGCAACAAACCGCCGGGUGUCGCUGUGAUUGAGGAAUUGCCCCCGAUGAGGAUUUUGGAGGUUCCGCUACCGACGGAGAUUGCUAUGGAGGUGAAAGAUCAGUUCCCGCCGGUUGUUACGAUUGAGGAGUCUCCUCCACAGCCACCGCCGGCCAAUGCGGCGCCGCCGGAGCAUGUUAGGUAUGUGGAGGUGCACGUUCCGCCGGUGAUGGAGUGCCCGCCGGAGGUGAGGAGGAUGCAGGCCGCGGCAGUCGGGAGAUGUAGCGAGAGAGUUAAGGUCGUGAGGCGACCAGUGAACGGAGACUACUCGCCGAGAGGCAUUCCCGGGACCGGAGAUGCAUCGGAAAGGAUUCCAGCGUACGAUCUUGUGGAGCCGAUGCAGUAUUUGUUCAUUCGGAUCGUGAAGGCCCGCAAUCUGGCUCCGACUGAGAGCCCGUAUUUAAAGAUCCAGACCUCCAGUCACUCUGUCAAGUCUAGACUCGGGUCAACCCGACCCGGAGAGCCUCCAUCCAACCCGGAAUGGAACCAAGUGUUUGCUCUAUGCCACAAUAGAGCGGAGCAUUCCCGUUCAACCCUCCAAAUCUCCGUCUGGGACUCCUCGUCGGAAAGGUUCCUCGGUGGCGUUUGCUUCGACCUUUCCGACGUGCCUGUGCGUGACCCACCGGACAGCCCGCUCGCUCCCCAGUGGUACCACCUUGAUGGCAGCGGCCCCGGCGGAGGAGGUGAUGGCCAGGACAGUGUCCCUGGCGACAUUCAGCUAUCAGUUUGGAUAGGAACUCAGGCCGACCAUGCUUUCCCGGAAGCUUGGAGCUCCGACGCCCCUCCAAACCACGUGGCUCAUACGCGCUCAAAAGUAUACCAAUCUCCUAAGCUAUGGUACUUGAGAAUUACAGUGAUUCAAGCCCAAGACCUCCACAUUGCUCCGAAUUUGCCCCCGCUAACCGUCCCGGAAAUUCGGAUCAAAGCACAACUCGGGCUUCAGUCGGUUCGGACGCGGAGAGGGUCCAUGAGCCACCAUGCUCCCGCGUUUCACUGGAACGAGGACUUGAUCUUUGUAGCCGGAGAGCCACUGGAAGACAACCUGAUAAUAUUGGUAGAAGAUCGGACGGGUAGAGAUCCGGAAAUUCUCGGGUACGUGAGGAUUCCUCUAGUCUCGGUUGAGCAGCGGUUCGAUGAGCGGCACGUGGCGGCGAAGUGGUCGGGGUUAGAGGGCGGACCAAAUGGGGCCUACUGUGGGAGGGUACAAUUGAGAAUGUGCUUGGAGGGAGGGUAUCACGUGCUAGAUGAGGCGGCGCACGUGUGCAGCGACUUCAGGCCGACGGCGAAGCAGCUGUGGAAGCCGGCCAUUGGGAUUCUGGAGCUCGGGAUUUUGGGCGCUCGCGGAUUGCUGCCGAUGAAAUCCAAGGGCGGAGGGAAGGGGUCCACGGAUGCUUAUUGUGUUGCCAAGUAUGGGAAGAAAUGGGUCCGAACCCGGACCGUUACGGACAAUUUUGAUCCACGGUGGAAUGAACAGUACACCUGGCAGGUCUAUGAUCCGUGCACCGUUCUAACCAUCGGAGUAUUUGACAACUGGCGGAUGUUUGCUGACGCCGGAGAGGAGAAGCCGGAUUAUCGGAUUGGGAAAGUUCGGAUUCGGAUAUCCACGUUGCAGAGUAAUAAGGUGUACACAAAUUCGUACCCGUUAAUGGUUUUGUUAAGAACCGGAUUAAAGAAAAUGGGUGAAGUCGAGGUGGCGGUUCGAUUUGCCUGUCCGUCAUUGUUGCCGGAUACUUGCGCGGCUUAUGGGCAACCUUUGCUGCCGAGAAUGCACUAUCUCAGGCCAUUGGCGAUAGCUCAGCAGGAGGCAUUACGAGCGGCGGCCACUAAAUUGGUGGCGUCAUGGUUGGGGCGAUCGGAGCCACCGCUCGGGCCGGAGGUGGUUCGGUAUAUGUUGGAUGCGGAUUCACAUACAUGGAGCAUAAGGAAAAGUAAGGCUAAUUGGUUUCGGAUAGUGGCCGUACUGGCUUGGGCGGUUGGGUUGGCUAAAUGGUUGGAUGAUAUCAAGAGAUGGAGAAACCCGGUUACGACGGUUCUAGUCCACAUAUUGUACUUAGUGCUAGUGUGGUACCCGGAUUUAAUCGUGCCGACCGGGUUCUUAUACGUGUUUCUUAUCGGUGUAUGGUAUUAUCGGUUUAGGCCGAAAGUACCGGCGGGCAUGGAUAUCCGGCUUUCCCAAGCCGAGUCGGUCGACCCGGAUGAGUUGGACGAGGAAUUUGAUACGAUUCCGAGUUCAAGACCGGCCGAAAUUAUUAGAAUGAGAUAUGACCGGUUGAGGUUGUUGGCAGCAAGGGUCCAAACAGUUUUGGGUGAUUUUGCAACUCAGGGUGAAAGGGUCCAAGCAUUGGUGAGUUGGAGGGACCCCAGGGCCACCAAAAUUUUUAUCGGAGUGUGCCUUACAAUUGCAGUGGUACUCUACAUUGUGCCACCAAAAAUGGUAGCAGUAGCCCUUGGAUUCUAUUUUCUGCGGCAUCCCAUGUUCAGGGACCCAAUGCCCCCAGCCAGCUUGAAUUUCUUUAGGAGGCUUCCCAGUUUAUCUGACAGGUUGCUGUAGUUUUGUAGAUUUUUUUUUUUAAAAAAAAAAGCAAAAAAAAAAAAGAGAGAGUACUAUUUAGAAGAUUAAUAGAGAGAGUGGUCAAUUUUUGGCGCCAGGAAUUGUGGGACUGAUGGAAGAUUAUUUGAUGAUUGGUGAGUGUGAAACUGUGUCUGUUUGGGCAUGGGAUCUGUUGAAAAGUUGAUUGAUUAAUAACAUGGGAAGAAGUGAAAAGUGAGGCAGGCAAGUGGGAUUUGGAGCUUUUUGAUGUUUGAAUUCAUUGACUAACUGUUGAAAUAAGGAAAAAAAGGUAGGGGAAAUAUAGCCAUAAAGGGUGGGGGGGAGUUUAGAAAAGAGGAGGCAGAGAUUUGAAAUGAAGGUUACUUGGGCUGUGAUGAUGUCCUGAAAAGCACUAACAUAUUAUUGUUGGUUUUGCAUUUUAACAUCAUCAAAUGUAAAACCAUUCUAGUACUAGAACUUUUGC
Molecule: messenger RNA, 3791 nt
Organism: Coffea eugenioides
Lineage: Eukaryota; Viridiplantae; Streptophyta; Magnoliopsida; Gentianales; Rubiaceae
Product: protein QUIRKY-like
Exons: 1
Coding region: 191-3328 (1045 amino acids)
Source: RefSeq, a predicted model, not a curated record